AGGAGGCAGUCAGGCGAGCGGUGGGAUACCGACGGAUAGGAAGUGACGGGACGGUUUGGAUCUCAGGAGGGGAAAAGAGAGAGAGAGAGAGAGAGAGAGAGGGGACGGGAAUAUUAACCCCCCCAAUAAAAGGAGGAGGAGGAGAAGCAACGUGCGAUCCUCUAUCUGUCGGCUGUAAAUGUGUGAGAGGGGAAACUGAACCGCGCAUGAUCUUAUCAACAACACCGAAGGAGCCACGCACUUUCAAUGGGAGCCGAGUCGAGCCUCCGGGCUGGGAAGCAGAGAUUUCUCUGAGGGGAGAGCUCCGAGCUUCUCCUCCGCUUUCCGUGACUUCUGUCCGGAACUGUGAAACUUUACCUCUGACCAUGAAGGAGGAGACUUUAGGAGGAAUCCCGGGACACAGUCGGGGGCUAUGAACGCAGGUCUUCGGAUUUCGGCUCGGUUUUUUCCUCUGUCCGGUUCACUUCUGCGGCUUUGGGUAUGUUUGCGGGUUGCAUCUGUGCGGCUUCCGCUCGGAUCCUGACCCGUCUGUGUGCCCUGGUUCUGGUGGUCGCGGUGGGACUGGGCUCGGAGCUGCGGGUCCGGGUCCGGCUCGCCGACGGACUGGUGACCGAAGAGGUUCUGGAGGCGGACAGCGAGAGAGACUCCAUUUAUCUGGAGUUCAAGCAGGGAGACGGGACACUCAUCACCUUUGUGGCGGACUUCAAACAGGAUGUGAAGAUAUUCCGGGCGCUGAUCCUGGGCGAGCUGGAGAGAGGGCAGAACCAGUACCAGGCCCUGUGCUUCAUCUCUCGCCUCAACCGCAAUGAGAUCAUCCCCAGCGAGUCCAUGGCCCGACUCAGACAGAAAAAUCCACAAGCAAUCCGCCUGGCGGAGGAGCGGAGGGGGCUGGAGCAGCUGACCAUGAGCGCGGCGGUCAAUCUGACUCGGGCCUGGCAGCUCAGCUCGCACAUCCACAACAUGUGCAGCGAGGCCCGGGAGGCCAUCUACACCAGAGAGGCAGACGUCAAACACUGGCUGGACAAAGGAGUGGAUGGUUCCAUAUUCGAAGUCCUGCCCCAAACAACCGAGGUGCCCAGCUUUCAGGCCUGCCAUUCAACUAAGGACUUGUGGCAGCCCUGCCUCUGCACGUACAGCCUGCGCCUGGAGUGGUACCCCUGUCUGCUCAAAUACUGCCGCAGCCGGGACACGACGGGAAAAGGCUCCACCUACAAGUGCGGGAUAAAGAGCUGCAGCAAGGGCUACCACUUCACCUACUACGUUCCCCAGAAACAGCUCUGUCUAUGGGACGAGGAGACCUAGCGUUUAGUCCCGGAUGGCUUAGAAAAGAGAAACCCAGCCUGUGUCCCCAGCCAAGCCAGUGCCUCUCCACCCAGCUCGUCGAGGUAAACACUGGACCUCAGUUUAGAUGAUGCUCGGUGGAGCUUCAUACGGUGGGGAGUGCUGAAAAGAUAUAAUUCAGGUUCCAAGUGAGACCAAAAUCUCUUGUGUUAGGAUGGAUGCAGUGGAGACACUGACUCUAAAAUCUGUCAACAAGCUGUCACAUUUGUGCCUUGUGUUUUUAAUGUUUAAUUUUUUUUGGGGUGGGACUAUUACAACAAUUGACAACAAGAAUAACUGACUGAAACAAGCUGCAGCAUGCAGAAAGCUGGACCAUGCUAUUCUGGUCGUUUCAACACCAGCAGAGGAACGAGAGUGUCCCAAUCUCAGCCAGCGGAGUUCAACAAAGAAGGAAAAUAUGGAAGAUGGAUUCAUCUUUCUUCUAAAGCUCUGUGAAAAACUCUACCAACAGCUCCAUGCCGGUUUAUAACCAUGUAAACAGGCUGACAAAGAAGUCCUCCAGUGCUGUCUUUAUUUAUUUUGGUUGCAAGAUGAAAUUAUGGAGGACUAUUUUUGUAACUUUAUAAGGAAUACCUUAACUUUUGUCUCGUUUGAGCGUUUAACAAGCUCCUAAGCUCGCCUCUUUUUAACCACAGGUGUUCAGAAACAACUUCUUGUUGGGUUUUUGGACUGUAGCUUAAAUGGGUUAAUUUUUGUACUUGGGAGUACAGUUUUAACUCUGGUCCACCUGGUCAGUAUCCAUGAGAGAUGCCUCUCUCACCCAGCACUCAUGUGUUUGUGUACGAAUUGUCAAGUCAACCAAAGUCAUAAGGAAAACUAUUAAAAGAAGGGCUUAUAUUUCACUUUAUAGGAACAAGCUCCCUUUUCCAUGUUGAGAUGCACUAAAGCUGCAGUGUAGAUGUUCUGUUAAUAUAUGCUGCCAUCUUCUGGUUAACCAGUGUUUUAGCGUCUUGUGUUUUCUGUUUAAAAACCACACUGUCAGAUCCCUAAUAUCUGCCUGGUCAUCUCAACACUUUAUAAUUUAUGCAUCUCAGAGUCCUCGUCUCAUUUAAGACUGUAAUCGUUGAACUUGCGGGACCAAAUCUGGACGCAGUGGAUCUUAAGACUGUCUUACCUCCAGCUUCGUCCUCGGUCUUCACUGCCAUAUCAGAUGUUAAUUGUGUCGAGAGGGUCAGGGAAGGGCUUGGUUUGUGUCCUGCUAACUAAAGAACCAAAUGAGUGAAACAUUUGUAUUUGUGGCCUUCUCUGGUUAUUAAAGUGCCUUAACAUUUCCACUGUAAUUUUUUGGUAUGUAAUUGUAGAUUAAGUUGAGACAUAUUUUUUCUAUGAAAGAGUUUGUUGUAAAAAGAAAAUGAAGCAAUUAGGUAACGUACCAUUAAGAGCUGUUUUACAUUGUUCCAAUAAAGUCUCUUUUUGCACUGCAUUGUGCUAAUAUUCAGGGUUUGUUGAGUUGAUUUCAUGAUCUGAAUUAAACAAUGCAUGAAAAGAUUUGUUGGAAUAAUUUGUUGCAUGACUGAUGUUAUGUCAAGAGGAUUGGUUUGGCUCUAAUUUAAAUAUUUAACAUAAAUACAAACCUUUUUUUCUGGAGUAAGAGCAAUAGACCUUGAAUUAUA
Messenger RNA from Salarias fasciatus (jewelled blenny), 2954 nucleotides. It is a transcript of the gene oafa, whose product is annotated as OAF homolog a (Drosophila). The transcript is spliced from 4 exons. The coding region runs from base 481 to 1302 and encodes 273 amino acids. The record is from RefSeq and is a predicted model, not a curated record. Lineage: Eukaryota; Metazoa; Chordata; Actinopteri; Blenniiformes; Blenniidae.